AGAUGGGGAACUGCCUCAAAUCCCCCACUUCGGAUGACAUCUCCCUGCUUCACGAGUCUCAGUCCGACCGGGCUAGUUUUGGCGAAGGGACGGAGCCGGAUCAGGAGCCGCCGCCGCCAUAUCAGGAACAAGUUCCAGUUCCAGUCUAUCAUCCAACACCUAGCCAGACUCGCCUAGCAACUCAGCUGACUGAAGAGGAACAAAUUAGGAUAGCUCAAAGAAUAGGCCUUAUACAACAUCUGCCUAAAGGAGUUUAUGACCCUGGAAGGGAUGGAUCAGAAAAAAAGAUCCGGGAGUGUGUUAUCUGUAUGAUGGACUUUGUUUAUGGGGACCCGAUUCGAUUUCUGCCGUGCAUGCACAUCUAUCACCUGGACUGUAUAGAUGACUGGUUGAUGAGAUCCUUCACGUGCCCCUCUUGCAUGGAGCCGGUUGAUGCAGCACUGCUUUCGUCCUACGAGACUAAUUGAGCCAGGGUCUCUGGUCUGACUUCAAGUGAACCAUCAUAUUUGGUGGUUUUGAUCUUUUGUCACUGAGCCCAAAGAGCCAGGGAUUAGGAAUUAAGAUCAUGCACAAAAGUUUCCUAAAAAUUCCCGAAUGGCUGCAGAUGUUGGGGGGAAAAAUACGUGAUAUUUUAGAAAUUUAGGGGGAAAAGUAGGAUGGUAUUUUUAUGUAAAGCCUUGACCCAGUGUUUAAAAUAUAAUUGUAUUUAGAUCUUGUUAUGCUCCAGUACAUAGGAAUUGUGUAAAGUGUUACAGCAGCUGUAUAUGUUUCAAUUGUGUGUGUUGAAGAUUAGGAAAAAGAUAGUGGUUGUUUUUCCUAAAUGAAAUAACUCUCUUUUUCCCCCCAUCCAAAUUCUUUUCUGAAGUUGCUGGCAUUUGGGUCAAGGUUUUAUUAAAAGCUACAUUUUAUAACACUGGCACAAAAAAAGUAGUUUUAAGCUUGUUUGCACAGUUCUUUUUUUCCAUUGGAAAUGGAAUUCAUUGCCUUAGGUCUUUUUAAAUAGUGUAUUAUCGUUGGGGCUGGCUCUAUGCUUGAAAACCAGUUUAUUUAUAACCUGUUGUAAGUGCUAUAUCUGUUUGCAGUUAGGAAAUGCAGAAUUCAAAGUGAUCUCCUAGCUUGUAAGCAAACUGAGAUGCACUAUCCCUUUUCUAUAAAAACUGAGUUAAUGUCAAGAAACCAACUCUAGUAAAGUGGGGUUUAAUAUUACCCUUUCCUAUGUGUUUUAUCUAAUUAUUUUGAUUGUUAAUAUGGUAAUUAAAAGUCAAGGUAAAUUUUAAAUAUUAAGAUUUCUGAUUUAUUGAGCUCGAAUUAUGCCACCAUGCUUAUGUAAAAUGAAAGUGGCACCAUGGUGAAACUGAGAAAAGUUGCUCAGUUGUAAUAGUUUUGAUUUAUUCUUGUGACCUCCUUCCCUUACUGUCUUGAACGAUAGCAAAAGGAUACUGCAUCUCUUAUUGUAGUGCUGAGGUUAUUGAAGUUACAUAAAACACAUCUCAGUCUCUGUUUCUUGGAAAGGAAAGUCCUGCUGGCUGACUGACAAGCAGGGAGAAUUAAGAUAAAAGUAUUUCAUGUUUUUCACACAAAUGCAGAAUUUGUAUAACCACAUGACUUCAUAGUUGUGAUCUCGAAGAGGGAAUUUCUCCUUUUUCUUGCAGUUAAUGUAAGAGCACUCUAAAUCUCUAAGCUUCUGAAGUGUUAGAGGUAGAGAUGGUCUAGUAACGAUGUAGUUUGUAAUGUUUUAUCCAUUUAGCAUGUGUUUAUUUUUCCUUAUGUACUCAAAGGUGACUUAUUUGUUCAGCUCAGUGAUAUUACAACUAAGAAUCAGUAGCAAAAGGAGAAGCAAUCUCAAUCUAACAAAUCAGAAAUGUUUCUUAUUUUAUAUUGAGUUGAAUAUUUGACUCUAACACUUUUCUACAUACAAAACACGAGUAUCUUGAGGGUUCUUCAUAAUUGCAUUUUAGAGGAAUUAAGUAUGCCAUAAGUACUUCUUAAAGAUUUGACAUUAGAAUGUAGUAUCCAUAUGUUGGUUAAUUUUCUUAUGAGCCCCAUGACGGAAAGACUUAAAGAUGAAUUUGAGGAAAUUGAAAAUUAGAUUAUCAGGUUCUGUUAAAUUGUUACAUGUAUCUUGCUUAAGUUUUUGUUCAUUAAUUUAUAUCCACCCAAUUACAUAAAGCAAAUUUGGAGGAAAACCUGAAGUUGUGCAAUAUUUUCAGUGAUAAUUUUUUUUAUCCUUGUGUUUUCUACUUAUACAUGAUGUCUGUGUCAUCAAGUAUUAUAAUCAGACUUUCCUUUUUUCUAGAUUGUUAAAAUUGGUAAGUGAACUUUAAAAAAAAAUCAUCUUAUGUUGCUGUUAGUCUUUAUUGCAAGGCUUUUUUUUGCAGGAGUUUGGCAGUAAUAUUGAAGGCACUAGUAUUGAGCUGAAAAAAAAUUUUAAGGUACUUUGUGUUCUUUAAUUUUGAUUUCCAUACACCAUGUUAAGAACUAUCAAUUUUGGCUUUUACUAAAUUAAAUAAAGUUAUAAUACAGUUA
Molecule: messenger RNA, 2526 nt
Organism: Lutra lutra (Eurasian river otter)
Lineage: Eukaryota; Metazoa; Chordata; Mammalia; Carnivora; Mustelidae
Gene: RNF11
Product: ring finger protein 11
Exons: 3
Coding region: 3-467 (154 amino acids)
Source: RefSeq, a predicted model, not a curated record